Salmo salar (Atlantic salmon) is the source of this 3192-nucleotide messenger RNA. RefSeq lists its product as uncharacterized. Gene Ontology annotation, cellular component: nucleus. Lineage: Eukaryota; Metazoa; Chordata; Actinopteri; Salmoniformes; Salmonidae. The record is from RefSeq and is a predicted model, not a curated record. Gene Ontology annotation, biological process: regulation of gene expression.
GAAAGUGUAUUUUGUUGGUAGAUUGUAUUUAUCGUUGACAAGUCAGUAUAGUAACAUUAUGAUAAUAAAUAAGGAUAACAGAUGCUAUACACUGUAAUAAUAUAACAUCACACUGCAGAUAGAAUGUAAUGAUAGCUGUCUUGUUUUGGUUGAAAGCUAUUUGCAUUAGUUUUGCCUGACUUCUUUCCGUCAGAGGCCGGUAAAACAUGCACAAUGACACCGCUGAUACAACGCUCACGAACAUUUCCUGCAGCAUCUCAUAAUCCAGACCAAACUCACUCGGAAAGUGGAUACAUUUUCCCCGCUUGCUCUACGAGACCUAACCAUUUCCUGAAGUUCUUUUCAGCCAAACAUUAGCUACAGGAAAUCAGUUCCAGAUCCACCUCCAGCCUACCAUGUCUGAACCAGGUUGUGGUGUUCCAGCCCAGAGAAGCUCACAGCGGGGUCCAGAGUUGCUGUCAGUGAAGCUGGGGGACUGCAAUCAAACAGUGGAACUCAAUGUGAUUGUCAAAGACGAGGAGGAGGAGAGAGAAAUCAAUGAGGGGGAGGCGGAAGCGCGAGAGGAGGACAGGGACUCUGUUCACUCAGGAGAGAUCCCCAACCCAGACUCAGUCAAUGAGCCCACUUCCACAGAAUCAAUACUACCACCUGGUUGUGGGAGUUACCCCUGUCCUCAAUGUGAGAAGAGUUUCAGUUCCUCAACUAACCUGAAGAAUCAUCAAAGAGUACACACUGGAGAAAAACCUUUUGACUGCUCAGCAUGUGGGAAGAGUUUCAGUGAGAAAGUAAACCUUAAGAGACACGAGAGAGUACAUAGUGGAGAGAAGCCUUACCACUGCACCCAAUGUGGGAAGAGCUUCAAUCAUUCUGGAAGCCUUAAGGAACAUGAGAGAAUACAUACAGGGGAGAAGCCUUACCACUGCUCUCUGUGUGGAAAGAGUUUUCGUGUCGCAGGAGGCCUAAAGAAUCAUCAGAGAUCACACAGUGGAGAGAAGCCUUAUCACUGCACUCAGUGUGGGGAGGGAUUCACUCAGCUAAGAAGUCUUAAAAGUCAUGAGAGAAUACCCAUUGGAGGGAAGCCUGCCUGUGCUUUCAAUGUAAUUGUCCAAGAGGAGGAGGGUGAGAGGGACAUCAAUAUGGAGGAAAAGAGAGAAGUUGAGGGAGAGGAGGACAAAAGUGGUGUAGUAGACAGUGCAUGUCAGGGCAAAAACCAAGCCAUGAGGUCGAAGGAAUUGUCCGUAGAGCUCCGAGACAGGAUUGUGUCGAGGCACAGAUCUGGGGAAGGGUACCAAAAAAUUUCUGCAGCAUUGAAGGUCCCCAAGAACACAGUGGCCUCCAUCAUUCUUAAAUGGAAGAAGUUUGGAACCACCAAGACUCUUCCUAGAGCUGGCCGCCCGGCAAAACUGAGCAAUCGGGGAGAAGGGCCUUGGUCAGGGAGGUGACAAGAACGUUAUGGUAACCGUAUUACUGCCACACUGGGGGUCAUGAUGGCAGUCAAAUUCCACGUGACCGUUUAGUCACAGUAAUUAGGCUUCUCCAAGCGCUGAUGCAGCUGAUGGUUAUUAGUAGCCUACCAAACUUGCUUAACUGCCUAGUACUCAGCAUUCUAAUCUCCAAUCACUCUGGGAUCAAUGCAAAUGUAAUCCAAAAGCUAAUCAAACACUUCAUGAUAAUGGUCCAUUCUAAAUCAAAACUAAUUUCACACAGUUAUUAUUUAGUAGAUGUAAAGACAACAUUAAAUCAAGAAUAGUCUGAUAGGUGACUAUUAGCUUGUGAAUGAUAUACUGUCACUUGUGAAUGAUGCACUGUCACUUGUGGAUAAUGCCCAGCUCGUGCAGUAAGGCAAGAAACAGCGUUUGCCUUUUUGUUUGUGUGACUUUUUCAAAUCAUAGUCGCACACCUCAUGAAGCCCAGCCCAUAGGCCUAUAUGUUUUCAUAAGGUUUGUAUCACAACUAAAGUAGCGAAAUAACUUCUUAUAAUUAAGCACAUUAAUUUGCUUUAUAACUGGUGGAGAGCCUAACUGGCAUACAUAGGCUGCCCGUGACUUUCAAGUUUGGGGAAGAUCAUUUUCACCAAUAAAAAUGCACCUUUUUAUAAAAAAGCAUUACAUGCAUAAUGGCAUUUGCUGUCGCUUCGAGAAGUGUUUUCCCGCUAAUUGAUUUCAUUUUUGUAACAUUGGCUCUUAUAGCCUACUGCCGUUUGUGCAUUCCUACGCUCAUAAUGUGGCGAAAUAGCCUAAUAGUUGAACAUUUUUAAGCUAAGCGUUCUGAGCUGUUGCAUCAGCCUCAAGUGGUUGUAUUAAUUUGGGAUCAAUCGCAUCCCACAACUGUCCCAGAGUAUGUUUGGAAUAUUUAUUUCUUGCACAGAAGGACAAAUUGACCAAUAGAAUAGGUCAACUUUUGUACUAUGGGGGAUAGUAGAUUGACAUAGGCAAUUGCUUUUGCUGUUUGUUAGGCCUACUCAUCUUGUUGGUUGACGUAAAGUAGGCUAAAUGUGGACCGUUCUAAGUUCUUCAAUAUGCGCCUCGGAAUUCUAAAAAGAGGGGCUUGCGCAAUUCCGUCCCCCGAUGUAUCGGUCUUCACUUGUAGCCUAGUUCUCAGCUGAAAUUCUUGUGAGAAGGACCAGAUCACGUGACGGGCGUUUGCUAAUAAGAAUUGAGAUAUCCGAGAGAGCCAUGUAAGAGAGGUGCUUCGGCGCACGGCAGCUGGGAGAAGGGAAUUAUAAUUGUUAUAUUCAGCCCAAGGGCACCAUGAUGCAUUACGGCCACACAAGGGGGGACGUCGCCGGGAAAUUCGAGGCUUGAUGAGAAUAUCAAGUGCUUGUCAAAAUUUUGAAUGAGAGACUGAUGAAGUGUGUGCAGCUUGCAACUAUUUUCAAAUCGGCAUUAGAGUCCCAUCAUGCAGGCUUAGAAUGUAUUAAAAAUCAGAACAUAUAUCCCAACGUUUGUAUCACAACUAAACUUGCUUAAGCUGUGUUCAAUUGUAUUCGUCAUACUAUAAAAUAAUUUAAAAAAUAAUGACACGGAAUUCUAAGCAAAUCUUGUCUGCUAAAUGAACUAGUGUAGCCCACAGCCAUAUCAGGACCUAACAUAAGGACAACUUUUACAGAGUAUGGUAUUCUGUUCUUCUGAAAUAGACUACAUUUUAUUCAUAUCAUGUUUCUUUAGACCUGUCUAAAAUAAAUAAUGGAUU